AAGGUUCUCGUAAGCAUGCGCACGCCGCCGCCCAACCCGGGAGCGACCGUUCCGCCUACGUUGUCAGCCGGUCGCUGCACGCCUGUCGCACGCGGGACGUCCAGGUGGUUUGCAGUGGCUUCUUGGUGUCUCCGCAGAGCCCCCGCGUCAGCCGUGCCUUCGAGGCCCCGAUCGGCCCUGAUCCGAGCCUCCACAUGCCCGCGCAGCUUUGGGCUCCUGGGAAAAGCAGAGUUGUCUGCAAGAGACCGAGUUGAAGCCUGGAGGGGACAUGCCUGCAGAUGUGAACUUGCCCCACAGACUCCGGGUCCCGGGUCCAGAGGAACAGGCUGGAUCGUGUGAGGGACCAGUGUCAUUUGAGGAUGUGACCAUAGACUUCAGCAGGGAGGAGUGGCAGCAGCUGGACCCUGCCCAAAGACACCUGUACCAGGACGUGAUGCUGGAGAUUUGUAGCCACCUGUUCUCCGUGGGGUAUCACGUUCCCAACCCAGAGGUCAUUUUCAGGAUGGAAAAGGAGGCCAGACUCCCACAUCGGAGGUGUCAAGAAGAGGAGUUUGGGCUUGAAACCCAACAACAAGAAAUUUCUGAAAUAAUUGCAUUUCAUAAUGAUGUGACGGGCAAAAUCACAAGAGAUGGUUCUUGGUGUUCCAUUUUAGAAGAACUGUGGAAAGAUGCCGACUGUACAGAGAGAGAUCAGCACAAUCAAAAUAAACCUUCAUGUCAAAGGGCUUUCCUCAACAAGAAAAAAUUGAAUACAGAGAAAGAUUGUGAGUAUAAGGACCCUGGGGAAAUCGUUCAUAUGAAGCCCGACCUUCUUUCUUCACAAAAAAGUCCUCAUAAACAUUGUUCGUUUGCAAAAAGUUUGAAGCCUAACUUGGGAGUAAAUCAUCAAAAUCAAAGCAAUACCACGAAACACCCUGAUGAGAUUGUUGAAUCUGGUCAGCUGUUCAUCCAUAUCUCUUCCAAUGCUAGCUGCAAGAAUGUCCAUACAGGAGAGAACUUCUAUGAAGGUAAUCAAUGUACAAAAGUCUUCAGCCAUAAACAGUCACUCGCACAACAUCAAACUCAUACUCAGGAGAAACCAGAUAAAUGUACCGAAUGUGGGAGGGACUUCACCCAGAAAUCACACCUUCUUAGGCAACAGAGAUUCCAUAGUGUAGAAGACUUCCAGGAAUGCAGCAAAUGCGGAAAAGCCUCCACCCCACCACCAAAAUUCAAUGUACAUCUGAUAGAUCAUUCAGCUAACAUACCUUAUAUAUGUAAGGAAUGUGGAAAAGUUUUCAUUCAGAGGUCACAAUUGCUUACACACCAGAAAACGCACACUAGAAAGAAGCUCCAUAAAUGCCAUGAAUGUGGAAAAGCCUUUUUCCAGAUGCUUUCUCUCUUCAGGCAUCAAAGAACUCAUACUAGAGAAAAACUCUACAAAUGCAGUGAAUGCGGGAAAGGCUUCUCCCAGAAUUCGACCCUCAUUAUACAUCAGAAAAUUCAUACCGGUGAGCGACAGUAUGUAUGCAACGAAUGUGGAAAGGCCUUCACCCAAAAGUCGACGCUCAGCUUGCACCAGAGAAUCCACUCAGGGGAGAAGUCUUAUGUGUGUAUUAAAUGUGGGCAGGCCUUCAUCCAGAAGGCACACCUGAUUGUGCAUCAAAGAAGUCACACAGGAGAGAAGCCUUAUCGGUGCCGCAGCUGUGGAAAAUCCUUCAUUUCCAAGUCACAACUCGAUAUACAUCAUCGAAUUCAUACUGGAGAGAAACCUUAUGAAUGUAGCGACUGUGGAAAAACCUUCACCCAAAAGUCACACCUCAACAUACACCAGAAAAUUCAUACUGGAGAAAGACACCACAUAUGCCGUGAAUGUGGGAAAGCCUUCAACCAGAAGUCAAUACUCAGCAUGCAUCAGAGAAUUCACACUGGAGAGAAGCCUUACAAAUGCAGUGACUGUGGGAAAGCCUUCACUUCCAAGUCCCAAUUCACAGAGCAUCAGCGGAUUCAUACUGGAGAGAAACCCUAUGUAUGCACUGAAUGUGGGAAGGCGUUCAACGGUAGGUCAAAUUUCCACAAACAUCAGAUGACUCACACUAGAGAGAGAACUUUUGCCUGUUACACAUGUGGGAAUGCCUUCAUCCAGAAAUCAGAGUUGAUGAUACAUCAGAGGACUCAUAUUGGAGGGAAAUCUUAUGAAUGCUGUGACUGCGGGAAAUCCUUCAGUAAGAAACCACAACUCAAAGUGCAUCAACGAAUUCACACAGGAGAGAGACCCUAUGUUUGUUCUAAAUGUGGGAAGGCCUUCAACAACAGAUCAAAUUUUAAUAAACACCAAACAACUCAUACCAAAGACAAAUCUUAAAAAAGCAGUUAUUCUCAGAAAGGCUUUACCUAGAAAUCAAUACUUAGUAUGCAUUUACAUUUCCAUAAAUCAAAGUCUCUGAAUUUCUUGAAAAAGUCUCAUAAGUUAUUUAAUUGUAUGUUAAAACUUCAUGCUUCAGAAAAACUGUAGAAAAGUAUUGCAUAUCCCAAAGUUUCACACUUUAUGUGAGGGAAAUUACUCAGAAAAGAAACAAGAAUGGAACCGUCCAUAUUUGUACUACUUUCAUUAAAGAUUAUAAAAUUCAUCUGGGCAAGAAAUCCUGGUAAAAGUACUGAGAAAAGUGUUUCUAUAGAAAGUGGUUCAAAACAGAUUGUUACCAGAUUUAUGGGCAAGUUUAUAGGAAAUUAUAUUAAUAACCCUGUUUAAUGUGGAAUAUCAAUGUUUUUAAAGUGCCAGCAAACUGAAUGACUGCAAAAUAUUAUGUAUAUUUAUAUAUGUACGUAUAUGUGGUCAGAUUAACAUAUAUACAUAUACACGCAAACCCUCAGUUCUGUAGAGUUUGCCACAGAAUCCACUGCAUAAUAGGAGGCAUGGAUAGGUUACUUUUUAAAAGAAUAAUCUAAUUGUAUUUAUCAGAUUUAUUCGCUAUUGAUAUUGAUAUCCUGAGAAUGCAGUCAAUAAUUAACCGUUUAUGUAUAUAGACACAUGAAUGUAUGUUUUUGGUAAAUGCAUAAAUGUGACUCUAUAGUAUAUACUAUACUGGUCUUCAUAGUAUAGUUUUUCUCUUCGUUCAUGAUUAGCUUAGCUCUACCCUCCCUUUUUCUUUCCACCUCCACCAUCUAUGGCGAGCCUCUCCAUAAAUAAUCAGUGUCAACCUUUUAGUUACUAUGGAUUCUUUCAUAUUUUUAUGCAGGCUCCUAAUCCUAUACACCAAGAGUCAGCAGACUGUGGCCCUUGGCCAAAUCUGGUCAGCCACCUGUUUCAUUUUGUUUUUAAUAAAGUUUUAUUGGAACAUUUA
Pteropus alecto (black flying fox) is the source of this 3323-nucleotide messenger RNA. It is a transcript of the gene ZNF175, whose product is annotated as zinc finger protein 175. The coding region runs from base 269 to 2344 and encodes 691 amino acids. NCBI's taxonomy places the organism in Eukaryota, Metazoa, Chordata, Mammalia, Chiroptera, Pteropodidae. The record is from RefSeq and is a predicted model, not a curated record. The transcript has 5 exons. Gene Ontology annotation, biological process: regulation of cytokine production; regulation of immune system process; negative regulation of transcription by RNA polymerase II.